Messenger RNA from Helicoverpa zea (corn earworm), 610 nucleotides. Its product is annotated as chorion class CA protein ERA.1-like. Gene Ontology annotation, biological process: multicellular organism development; chorion-containing eggshell formation. Bases 20 to 496 code for a protein of 158 amino acids. NCBI's taxonomy places the organism in Eukaryota, Metazoa, Arthropoda, Insecta, Lepidoptera, Noctuidae. Gene Ontology annotation, molecular function: structural constituent of egg chorion. Gene Ontology annotation, cellular component: egg chorion. The record is from RefSeq and is a predicted model, not a curated record. The transcript has 2 exons.
UUGAACACAAACAUCAAACAUGUCUACCUUCGCUGUUCUGUUGCUCUGCAUCCAAGCUUGCUUGGUCCAGCAUGUAUUCGGCCAAUACAUCGGUAACAGCUGUGGCUGCGGUGGAGCUGGAGCCAUCGCCCCUGCUGCUUACUCGAGACUCGGUGCAACUCCUGGCUGCGGCAAUACCCUCGGACUUGGAUCUUAUGGAGGAGCCAUUGGGUCUGGUUACGGUGGUGCCUUAGGAAACGGUGCUUACGGUGGUGCCCUUGGCCCUGCUGGUUACGGAGCUAUAGGAUCUGGAGCAGCCUACGGUGGUACUGGCGAAGGUAACGUAGCGGUCUACGGUGAGCUGCCGGUGGGUGGUAAUACCGCUAUUGCUGGUACUGUGCCCAUCAUGGGUGCGGUGAGAUUCGCUGGUCCUGUGGCUGCUGCUGGUGCCGUGUCUAUCACUGGACAGUGUGCUUGCGGCUGUGGUGCUCCCAUCGCUGCUCCCGUCUACUGCUGAAGUUACCCAAAUAGGGAACUGUCAGGAAAAAUGGAUUGAAUAAUGACAAUAUUUAAUGAUUUUUGCAAGCAAAAAAAAAGUAAGCUGAAACAAACAAAAAAUAAAUGAAGCAUU